AACGAGCUGCACUUCGGCGACAGGAAGGCCUUCGCUGCCCACGAGGAGAAGAUCCAGACCAUGUUCGAGCAGCUGGUGCUGGUGGACCACCCCAACAUCGUCAAGCUGCACAAGUACUGGCUGGACGCCUCCGAGGCCCGGGCGCGGGUCAUCUUCAUCACGGAGUACGUGUCCUCGGGCAGCCUCAAGCAGUUCCUCAAAAAGACCAAGAAGAACCACAAGGCUAUGAACGCCCGGGCCUGGAAGCGCUGGUGCACGCAGAUCCUGUCUGCGCUCAGCUUUCUGCACGCCUGCAGCCCCCCCAUCAUCCACGGCAACCUGACCAGUGACACCGUCUUCAUCCAGCACAACGGCCUCAUCAAGAUUGGCUCUGUGUGGCACCGAAUCUUCUCCAAUGCGCUUCCUGAUGACCUCCGGAGCCCCAUCCUGGCUGAGCGGGAGGAACAGAGGAACCUGCACUUUUUCCCCCCGGAGUAUGGCGAGGUCGCCGACGGGACCGCCGUGGACAUCUUCUCCUUUGGGAUGUGUGCCCUGGAGAUGGCCGUGCUGGAGAUUCAGGCCAACGGGGACACCCGAGUCACAGAGGAAGCCAUCGCUCGUGCCAGGCACUCACUGAGUGACCCCAACAUGCGGGAGUUCAUCCUCUCCUGCCUGGCCCGCGACCCCGUGCACCGGCCCUCCGCCCACAAUCUGCUCUUCCACCGUGUGCUCUUUGAGGUGCACUCGCUGAAGCUGCUGGCGGCUCACUGCUUCAUCCAGCACCAGUACCUCAUGCCUGAGAACGUGGUGGAGGAGAAGACCAAGGCCAUGGACCUGCACGCCGUCCUGGCGGAGAUCCCCCGGCCCCCGCGGCCCCCUCUGCAGUGGCGGUAUUCAGAGGUGUCCUUCCUGGAGCUGGACAAGUUCCUGGAGGAUGUCAGGAACGGAAUCUACCCGCUGAUGAACUUUGCCGAUGCGCGGCCCUUGGGGCUGCCCCGGGCACUGGCCCCACCCCCUGAGGAGGCCCAGAAGGCCAAGACCCCGACACCAGAGCCCUUUGACUCUGAGACCAGAAAGGUGGUCCACAUGCAGUGCAACCUGGAGAGGAGCGAGGACAAGGCGCGCUGGCAUCUCACCCUUCUCCUGGUGCUGGAGGACCGGCUGCACCGGCAGCUCACCUACGACCUGCUCCCAACCGACAGCGCCCAGGAUCUGGCCGCAGAGCUGGUCCACUAUGGCUUCGUCCAUGAGGAUGACCGGACAAAGCUGGCUGCCUUCCUGGAGAGUACCUUCCUCAAGCACCGCGGGGCUCAGCCUUGACGGCACCCGCAGCCCCAGC
Molecule: messenger RNA, 1318 nt
Organism: Talpa occidentalis (Iberian mole)
Lineage: Eukaryota; Metazoa; Chordata; Mammalia; Eulipotyphla; Talpidae
Product: nuclear receptor-binding protein 2-like
Exons: 17
Coding region: 61-1299 (412 amino acids)
Biological process (GO): endoplasmic reticulum to Golgi vesicle-mediated transport; intracellular signal transduction; protein phosphorylation
Cellular component (GO): cytoplasm; endomembrane system
Molecular function (GO): protein serine/threonine kinase activity; ATP binding
Source: RefSeq, a predicted model, not a curated record